Messenger RNA from Caenorhabditis briggsae, 528 nucleotides. The transcript is spliced from 5 exons. Lineage: Eukaryota; Metazoa; Nematoda; Chromadorea; Rhabditida; Rhabditidae. The coding region runs from base 1 to 528 and encodes 175 amino acids. Gene Ontology annotation, molecular function: DNA binding. The record is from RefSeq and is a predicted model, not a curated record.
AUGCUCCGGCUCCAGCAGUGUGAACCACAAUUUGGCAACUCUACUGGUUUCCAACAAUUCGGCCACCCACCAUCCAAAGGAUCCUUGUCGACAGCCAGGGGAAUGCCAACUGCAAUUCGUCCGAAGCCCAAAAGAAAUUGUCUACACCGAGGAACAAACUAUGUCUUCCCAAAACGUUCUCAGGAUGUCGAGGACCAAACGGACGAUCAGCAAUCGGAAGAACUCAGUGAGCCAAUUAGCUCAAAACGACAACUGAAAAGAAAGAGCACAUAUAAAAAGAGGACAAGUCGGGUGACUUUUACUGAUGAACAAAACCUAUUGCUCUUGGCGGUGUUCAAUGAGAACCCCUAUCCAUCAAUAGAUCAGCGGAAAAAGUUGGCUGAUGAGAACAAUCUAACCGAAAGCCAGGUGUUCCCAAUAAAGUCACGUCUUCGGUUCCAGCUAUUCCGGUCGAAACUCAGGCGGAAACUCAGAUGCUUCAACUUCAACAAAACAACGAUGAGGAGCGAGUUAAGGAAGAAUCGGUAG